This is a messenger RNA of Lymnaea stagnalis (great pond snail), 5347 nucleotides long. The record is from the annotation of a GenBank genome assembly. NCBI's taxonomy places the organism in Eukaryota, Metazoa, Mollusca, Gastropoda, Lymnaeidae.
AGGGCAAGUCGCUCGCCAUCUUGGAAUAUUUCUGUUUCAUUCCAGCAGAAUCGUGGUCUGCUCAAAUAAAUUUUAGGCUUUUAAAAUGAGUAACCAGGGUCUUACUCUCAAGGAACAAUAUGUGCACAAAGCCAAGCUUGCGGAGCAAGCUGAAAGGUAUGAUGAUAUGGCUACAGCCAUGAAAAAGUGUGUAACUAUUGCUUACUCUGCUGACUCUGAAGCUUCUCUCACUCUCGACAACGAGGAACGGAACCUUCUGUCUGUCGCCUACAAAAAUGUCGUUGGUGCUCGACGUUCAGCCUGGAGAGUAGUCUCAAGCAUAGAGUCAAAAACAGAAGGCAGUGAGAAAAAGCUCGAAAUGGCUAAGAAAUAUCGCGAGACUAUUGAGGAGGAGCUGAAGUCAAUAUGCAAUGACGUUUUGGUAAGUAAACCGGCUAGCCCAAAUCCCAAACAAAAUAAUUUUCCAUCCUGGAAAUAGUAAGUAAGCCUAUCCUUUAUUUGCUUUAUCUGUAUUAUCAGUCACUCUCAACUAGCUACAUUUGUACCCAAAUGAUUAUCAAACGGAAUAGAACCUUAAGUGGUUUCAGAAUUCUUGAAAAAUUCAUCUUAUAUCUUAAUCUUAGUUAAAAAUGUUAUUAAAUCACCUUAGCCUUAGAUUAGAAUACUUACAAUGUGAGUCCAAACCAUCAAGUUGGGCCAGCCUCAUAUGUAUCUUGGGUUGAUAAGAGCAGGGUAUAUGGCAUGGAAAGGUCAACAAAAAAAUAUGUAGAAUGACUGAAACGCUCUCUUAAUUAAAAUAGUGAUUAAUGGUAAGACGCCAAGUUAAUCGGUGAAUUCUCGUCCAAGCAUCCAUGUAACUUAGAUUACCCAUCCGACUAUGGUUAAAUCAUCAGAUUUGGAAUUAAAAUAUAAAUAAUGGGGACUUAGUUCUAACACUAGGGUAGUUUUGAUGACUUAAAAAUUUAAAAAGUUCUCAAAGUAAUUUUUCUCAAGGAUUGUCAAAUAAAUCCUUCAAGCAUCAGUCAUCAUCAGCUAUUCUCACAGUAGAAACAAUAUUUUAAUAGUGUGGAUAAGCUUACCUUUUUUGGCCCAUAUUCUUUACAAACUAUUAAUUUUGAUCAAUUAUAUACAGGAAUUGCUGUCCAAACAUCUGAUCCAGAAAGCCCAAGACGAUAGUGCACAUCAUGAUAGCCAUGUUUUCUACCUCAAAAUGCAGGGUGACUACUAUCGCUACUUGUCUGAGGUGUCUGUAGGAGAAGAUAGGAAUGGUGUGUAUUUAAAAUAUUUUUGUUUGAUUCAUAUUUGCUUUGCAAUAUUAGCUUUGCUAUUUUUAUAAGUUGCAUAUUCAUAUAUCAAAAAUCUUUUUACAUUUGGGUUGGUUAUAAUUUGCUUCAGAAUAUUUGAACUUGGUAAUGAGAUAUGUUUUUUAAAUACCGGUAGUAUAGAUUUCUAUUGAUGGGGAAAAAUAUACCCUAAACUUUCUUACACCCGAUGCCUUGUAAAUAUCUAUUGAAUUUUUAAAAAUUUCUUGUCAAGAAUUGUUACUAUUUUAUAAAUUUGCAUUAUAUAUCAGUAUACAUAUUUCAUUUGAAAUAUUUCAGUUAAUGUCAGCAAAUCAAAUGAGGCAUAUAAAAAAGCCACAGAAAUAGCAAAAGAAAAGAUGCAGCCAACACACCCUAUAAGACUAGGAUUGGCAUUGAACUUUUCUGUGUUUUACUAUGAGAUCAGGAAUGAACCAGAUGAAGCCUGCAGGUUGGCGAAACAAGUAAGUGAAAGAAAAAGUUUGGCUGUUUUUAAUCACUUGUUAAAUUUUUAUUCUAAAAUGGUUUUUAGAAAUUCUGUAUGGUAAAAAAAACUGUUUUAAAUUUCAGGCAUUCGAUGACGCCAUUGCCCAAUUAGAUCAGUUGAAUGAAGAAUCCUACAAAGACAGCACAUUGAUAAUGCAGCUGUUGAGGGAUAAUCUUACAGUGAGUUUGUUCUUUAAUCUCUACAAUCCAAGUAUUUUUUGCUGUUUAUUGUUUCUAAAAGGUAGCACUUAAGUUAAUUAAGGUACAGUACCAUUUCAGUUUUUAAUGAAAUCACUUUUUUUUUUAUUGGUUAAAUGAUUUUUUAAUUUGUUUUUUUUUUCUUGUUCAAUAUAGCUGUGGACAUCUGACUCACAGGCAGAAGUGGAGCAAGAGGCUGAAAACCAGUGAUAUGUAUGGCCUGAUAUCUACACAUUUCUUUUAAUUAUAAAUUCAAGCAGUUUUUCGGAAAAACAACUUUCAGUCAUUAUUCCUCAUCUUGAAGACCAUGUUCUUGACCUCAUCCCUCUCCCAUUCAUUCAUUACACCUACCUUCCCUUGCCCACCUCCCACAUCACUUGGGUUCAGUAGUCUAGAUAUCAUCGCUCACUACACAUAGAUGCAAAGCGUACAAAUUCUCACACAAUACAUUUUGUACAUUUAGUUUUUCGACCACAUUAGUACAUUUAAUUAACUGCAUUGCUGAAUGAUGGUUUUCACCCCUUUUAUAAUUAAUAAAAAUUGUGCCCCAUAAUUUCAGUAACCAAUCCUAGGCAUCAAUGGAGCUAGUUUGGGGCUUUAUGGUUUACUCUUUUUUUAAAGUUAUUAUGAUUGCUAGUCUUUACAACUGUGGCAGAUGAUGAGAAUAAAGCACUCAGCUGAUCAAACGUGUUUGUUGUCAAUGUUUUAAAGACAAAACGGUUGCAUUUAUUUUAUUUAGUUAAAAUCCAAAGGCCAGAAAUGUGUGGCUUUGUAAUUCAACUUUUCAUUUUAUCACAUCCUAAGCCUACAUCUAGCCCUCAAUACACUGGUGCCAGCAUGGUCAAACUGAACAUUUAGAAAGACUUUGACUGUUAUAGUUUUAUACUCUGUUCAUUACAUUGAGUGUUGAGCAUUUGCGUUAGAAAUUCGUAUUUUUGUUUGCACUGUGAAUGAAACAAAAGUUUGUUAUUCUGUUACUGCAAGUAUUUAACCUUGCAAUUAUAAUAGUUUUUUUUUUUUAAGUAACCUGCCUUUUUGUCAAGUGUGCCAACAUUGUUACUUAAUAUUUCUUAAUUCCAAUUAGGGAAAUGGAAAUGUAUGAUAAAAUUCUAAUCUUUCAUUUCUGUACCUUAGUUUUGGAAGUCUAAAUGGUCACAAUUAUCAAAAAGUUGUAAAAUCUGAAAAAAAUGUUGACCUUGAUUAAUCUAUGGACACUUUUCUACAUUAAAAAACAUUUAAAAAAUAUGAGAUUUUGUUAGCACUCAUAACAGGUAAAAAGAAAAAAUUGCAUUAUCAAAAGAUGAUUGGAAUUUUCAAUUUAUUAUAUUUUCAAUAUAUUAUCGAAGAAAAAUAUAGAUGAAAAUGGAUAAUUGAAGCAGACAGAAACUUCAGUAUGACAGUUCCAUUUUAUGUCUAACAGUCACGGUAGGUGUCAAGUGCUGAUUCAUCGCCGCUUCACAUAAUCAUCAUCAUACCCAUUUAUUACUUAUAACAACACUAUUAUGAUACUUUAUAUUAUCAUUAUUAUAAUGUGUAUGUCAAGUUUUACACUCUUUAUAUCUGUCUGUAUAAGGAAAUAACACAUUUUUUCUGUGAUCACAUAAUGAAUGGCUGCAUGAAUGGCUCCUUCCCUACCCCCUUCCAACAUUUUAUGUUUCCCUGAAAUUACAGACGACUACUUUGCUGGUCCUGCUUAAGCUAUUUGACUAACAUUUUUUGUUGGCAUCCAUUGAAUAAUGUGUUUGUGAAAGGAUUGAGAGAUGUUUUCUUUUAGCUGACUUGAGAUCAGUAGGUGGUUUGGUUAUUUCACUAUGUGUAAUGUUAAUCAUCCACUUCUUGUUUAAGUUUUCACAUUGCUGAUUUCUUGUUCAAAUGGUAUUCUUUGUUGUGCAUUCAGUGUUUUUAAAAAUUUUUUUUUCAAUUCAUGAUUCUAUUGUUUUUUUAAUCUUAAAAAAAAAACUUUUUAAAAGUGUCAUUUGUUCUGUAUUACCUGCAAUUUGGUUUCCAUGUGUAGGUUUCAAUAUUUUUUUCUACCUUUUCAAUAGUUGGAAUUAAGAAUUGGAGGAUGUUUUAUAUUUCAAAGUUGUAAAACAAAUUCACAAAAAUUUCCUAUAGGAUAUUAUUCGAUAUCUUAAAUUUUACAUUGCUGAGUGAAAAGCAUAAUAGUCAAUUAUUUUUUCUUUACAGUUUUUUUUCUAUUUUGGGUUCAGAUAUUUUUGAGAAAAGGGUUUUCAUCUCAGAGGCAAGCUGGAAUACUUUAAUUUUUUUUGGUUCACGUUAAGUUUCUAUGUAGUGUUUCAUUUUUAUAUCGCAAAUUUAUUUUGUCUUUGAAGCCACAGUCUUGGGAGCAUAGCUAUGUUUAAUACCUUGCUCAGAAUAUUUUAAAAUCUCACCAUGUUCCACUUAUUCAUUAUCUUGUUUAGAUGUGUACAUGUCGGUAAACGAAACCAGAUUAUGUUUAGAAAUAGUUAAUUAAAUAUUAAUCAAGUGAACACUUACGAAGCAAUUUUUUAAAAAGAGCAGUUUUAAGAAUUCUUAGCACAUACUUGUUUUCUUCCCUGUCUUGCAUUGGUAUAAAUAUGACCUAAGAAUGGUUGACGCAAGAUAUAUUUAUAUAUAGAGUGUAAAAUUUAUAAUUAUAUUCACAUAUUUAGUCACAGGAAAUAAUUUUUAAUAUACGGUAAAUUUUUUUUUUUUUUUUUUUUUUUGAAUUAAAGUUUAACUUGUUUUUUUUUUUUUCAUGAUUGCAUUCAUAUAUUGGAGGUAGAUUUAGUUUUUUUUUUUUUAUUUAAAAAAAAAAAACACGUCUGAACUCCAGGAAUGUAUAUUAUUACUCAGGCCUACGGCUCAAUUGGAUUCCAUUCUAUAGAAUUCUGAGUUGGGACUGGAAUUUCAGUACAUUUGAUGUGAAGCAAGUGUUUCCUAAAUUUGCCUCCUCACUGAUUCGGAUAUUAUAGUUGAGAUUUGAACAAACCUUUCCUGUCUGAGAUCCUUACUGUACCAUACUACUAGCCUGGGCUUUGUUUUAUAGACUACCAAAUUUAAUCCAUUUUUGCUUUUUUAAAAAGAUUAACACUUGUUUGCUCGUCUGUACCUUGUAAUACUACUUUCAACAUAGGUGUCCAGUUUAUAAAAACAACCCCAAAAAAUAUUUUUUUUCCCUUUGGUGUUGCUCAUUGUGUGUAUAUUUUUUUUUUUUGGUACUGUAUCUCAAUAUUAAUAAACCUGAAUUGGUUCUAUCAACUUUGUACGUGAAAUGUCAAAUGGAAAAAUCCAUAUGACCAAAAAUCAUAAGCUUGUUAGUUACUUUCAAUUUAGGCCACCUGAAAAAAUAAAAAUUGCGUAUGUGUAAAAAAACAAAA